CUAACUUCAAGACAGUGAGUAAGCAAGCGGUCCAUCUUCUCUGACGAAGCGCGAAUGUCGCUCUCAAUAGUUUGAAAUCUAAUUUUCCUGAUUGUCUUGGUAAAAGCAAAGCAAAAUUCUGGCAAAAUUGUGCGCGUUCGUGCCCGAUGUCUAGUGCUGAAGUCGCCGAUAAUUCCGUUGACCCCCCGGCGAAAAAGCGGAAGCUAAACACAGGAGAAUCCCGUUCCAAUUCUUCAGCAAUGGCGAACAAUGGAACGCGCAUGGAAGAUGAAAUCGACGAGAGCCUGUAUUCCAGGCAGCUGUACGUGCUGGGCCACGAUGCUAUGCGUCGGAUGGCAAAUUCCGACGUUUUAAUAUCGGGUUUAGGAGGCCUGGGCGUGGAAGUCGCAAAAAAUGUGAUUCUCGGCGGUGUGAAGUCGGUGACUCUGCACGAUGACCGUAACUGCACAAUCUCGGAUUUAUCUUCUCAGUUCUAUUUGUCGGAGGCUACGAUAGGUCAGAACCGUGCGACGUCCUCUGUCGAGCAGCUAGCUGAGUUAAAUCACUAUGUGCCAACUACGGCGUACACGGGUGCUCUUACAGAAGAGUUUCUCCGAAAGUUCAGUGUGGUGGUUCUCACUAGCGCUUCGUGGGCUGAACAGGAGCGUGUAGCAGCUAUUACUCACGCUAAUAAUAUCGCGCUGAUUAUCGCGGACACGAGGGGCCUGUUUUCUAGAGUGUUCUGUGAUUUUGGAGAAGAUUUUACAGUUCGCGAUGUGAACGGUGAGAAUCCGGUGUCGGCGAUGAUUGCCGCCAUCACGAACGACCAGCAGGCGGUGGUCACUUGUCUUGACGACACACGUCAUGGACUGGAAGACGGGGACUAUGUCACUUUCAGUGAGGUCCAAGGCAUGACAGAAUUAAAUGGUUGCGAGCCCCGCCAGAUCAAAGUCCUGGGUCCAUACACCUUCAACAUCGGAGACACUACAGGCUUCUCCAAAUAUGAGCGUGGCGGCAUUGUCACUCAAGUCAAGAUGCCCAAGACACUAGCCUUUAAGUCCUUAAAAGAAUCUUUCAAGAACCCAGAGUUUGUUAUUACGGACUUUGGCAAGUUCGACUAUCCACAGCAGUUGCACUUUGCGUUUGCUGCACUCUACAAGUUCGAGGAUAACGAGGGUAGACUGCCGAGGCCCUGGAGUAAUGAUGAUGCUGCCAAGUUCAUGGAUUAUUUGAAGGGCAUUUUGGCUGAUCCGGAGUACAAGCAUGGCGAAUUGGAAAUCAAUACUGAGCUUAUGGAGAUAUUCUGCAAGGUCUCCGCUGGUGACCUAAACCCGAUGAACGCAGCCAUUGGCGGCGUAGUAGCCCAGGAGGUGAUGAAGGCUUGCUCCGGCAAGUUCCACCCCAUCGUCCAAUGGCUCUACCUGGACGCCAUCGAGUGCCUGCCCAAGGACCGCUCGGCCCUGACCGAGGAGACCUGCAAACCGACUGGCUCGAGAUAUGAUGGCCAGGUUGCUGUGUUCGGACAGGACUUCCAGAAGAAAUUGGGAUCGUUGAAGUACUUCGUGGUUGGCGCUGGCGCCAUCGGCUGCGAGCUCCUCAAGAACUUCGCGAUGCUCGGCGUCGGCGCGGACGGCGGCCGCGUCACCGUCACCGACAUGGACCUCAUCGAGAAGAGCAACCUCAACCGCCAGUUCCUCUUCCGCCCCUAUGAUGUGCAGAAACCCAAGUCCAGCACCGCGGCUAGGGUUAUCAAACGCAUGAACCCAUCAAUGAACGUGCUCGCUCAAGAGAACCGAGUGUGCCCCGAGACCGAGUCCGUGUACGAUGACCACUUCUUCGAAGAAUUAGACGGGGUUGCUAAUGCUCUGGACAAUGUGGAUGCGCGUAUAUACAUGGACAGACGCUGUGUGUACUACAGGAAGCCGUUGCUUGAAAGUGGUACGCUUGGGACCAAGGGCAAUACGCAGGUUGUCGUGCCCUUCCUGACUGAGUCCUACAGCUCAUCCCAGGACCCCCCGGAGAAGAGCAUCCCCAUCUGCACCCUGAAGAACUUCCCCAACGCCAUCGAGCACACGCUGCAGUGGGCACGUGAUGAAUUUGAGGGUUUGUUCCGGCAGGCGGCCGAACAUGCCGCUCAGUACUUGGCCGAUCCUCACUGGGAGGAGCGGACUCUGAAGCUGCCGGGCAGCCAGCCUCUCGAGGCUAUAGAGAGCGUCAAGAACGCCAUAAACGACCGGCCCCUCACGUUCGCCGACUGCGUGACCUGGGCGCGCUUCCACUGGGAGUCGAUGUACUCGAGCCAGAUCAAACAGCUGCUGUACAACUUCCCCCCGGACCAGCAGACCACGUCCGGCGCCCCGUUCUGGUCGGGCCCCAAGCGCUGCCCGGCGCCGCUCGCCUUCGACCCGCACGAGGAGCUGCACCUGGACUACGUGGUGGCCGCCGCCAACCUGCGCGCUACCGUGUACGGCCUGCCGCACAACACCGACCGGGAGGCCAUCGCGCAGAUGGCCGCGAGAGUACCUGUACCGGAAUUCAGCCCCAAAUCCGGCAUCAAGAUCGCCGUGACCGACGCCCAGCUCCAGCAGAACAACGAUGAACCCGACGUGGACCGCGCCAAGUCGCUGGUCAAGGAACUCCCGCACCCCUCCACCCUCGGCGGCCUUAAGAUCACCCCGUUGGACUUUGAGAAGGAUGACGACACCAACUUCCACAUGGACUUCAUUGUAGCAGCUUCCAACCUGCGUGCGGCGAACUAUAAGAUUCCGCCCGCUGACCGCCAUCGCUCUAAACUCAUCGCCGGAAAGAUUAUCCCCGCCAUAGCGACUACGACUUCAGUAGUCGCCGGACUCGUCUGUCUCGAACUCUACAAGCUCGCUCAAGGCUUCAACACUCUCGAAGUCUUCAAGAAUGGCUUCGUCAACUUGGCACUUCCGUUCUUCGGAUUCUCCGAACCGAUCUCGGCCCCGACCAACAAGUACUAUGACAAGAAGUGGACGCUCUGGGACCGCUUCGAAGUCAAGGGCGAGGUGACUCUUCAGCAGUUCCUGGAUUACUUCAAGAAUGAGCACAAGCUGGAGAUUACCAUGCUGUCGCAGGGCGUGUGCAUGCUGUAUUCCUUCUUCAUGCUGAAGCAGAAAUGUGCUGAGAGACUGAACUUGCCCAUGUCGGAGGUGGUAGCGAGCGUUUCUCGCAAGAAACUAGAACCUCACGUGCGGGCUCUAGUAUUCGAGUUGUGCUGCAAUGAUGAGAGUGGAGAAGACGUGGAGGUCCCUUACGUGCGAUACACGUUGCCUUAGCGCGCGAGAGCUGGG
Messenger RNA from Cydia strobilella, 3293 nucleotides. RefSeq names its product ubiquitin-like modifier-activating enzyme 1 (gene Uba1). Gene Ontology annotation, biological process: ubiquitin-dependent protein catabolic process; DNA damage response; protein ubiquitination. Gene Ontology annotation, cellular component: nucleus; cytoplasm. Bases 147 to 3278 code for a protein of 1043 amino acids. The transcript is spliced from 9 exons. The record is from RefSeq and is a predicted model, not a curated record. Gene Ontology annotation, molecular function: ubiquitin activating enzyme activity. NCBI's taxonomy places the organism in Eukaryota, Metazoa, Arthropoda, Insecta, Lepidoptera, Tortricidae.